Anopheles maculipalpis is the source of this 1486-nucleotide messenger RNA. Its product is annotated as peptidoglycan-recognition protein LC-like. Gene Ontology annotation, biological process: peptidoglycan catabolic process. Gene Ontology annotation, molecular function: N-acetylmuramoyl-L-alanine amidase activity; zinc ion binding. NCBI's taxonomy places the organism in Eukaryota, Metazoa, Arthropoda, Insecta, Diptera, Culicidae. Bases 13 to 1449 code for a protein of 478 amino acids. The transcript is spliced from 5 exons. The record is from RefSeq and is a predicted model, not a curated record.
UCGCACCGUACGAUGGCACUGGCAAGGAAUACGCAACCGAUAGAGAGUGAAGCACCAUUCAAGACCGGAUGCGGUACGAUACAGUCGCCACCGAAAGGUGGCACCGAUACGCUUACCGGUGGUGGAGCAAACAGCCCGAGUACCGUAACCAGCACGACAGACAGCACCAGGGGCAGUCUCUCCAAUAUCUCGACGUCAUCCAUCAAACGGACAGACAACGCUUGCGAUGACGAUUCGAGUGCGUUCGAUAGUAGCAGCAGCAGCAGUAGCGAUACGGAGUGUGACGAUGAUACCAUCAAGCGUGCCAUCGACCGUAUCCCGGGUGCACUGGUACCCGGGGAAGCACGCGUUCUCCCGAACGGGAGUCUUAAAGUUGGCCCCGAAGCGAUCAGUCCCGCGGUACGGCCCACCCCCGGUGCCAUCGGUGCGAUCGCGGUGCACAACUCGUCCGACAUCACGUUCGGCAACAAAACGUACAUUAAGGGUCAGGUUGUGAUAAAGAACAUCUACCAGGAUCGUAAGCAGGGGAUCGCCAAUCCGGGGUACAGUGUGCAGGAAAACGAUACGAACGAUGCCAGUUCCACCAAAAAAGUACCUCCGUCAGCCUCGAUACCUCCAGAGCCACGAACCUGGCAAACUAGUCUUAAGACAAUCAUCAAAGACAAACCAUUGCUCAGCUUUAUCGUCAUGAUAUCGCUCAUGAUCGUGCUGUGUGCCAUCGUAGCAGUCAUAUCCAUCCUCACCGCGUCAGGUAAAGCUAGAAUAAGGCCCCCACUUGGCGACGGCGACGACAAUCGUCCCAAUAUCCCACAGGACAAGGACAUAGAGGACGACCUAUUCCCAGAUCCUAGACCAUUGCGAAUGGUGACGAGAACGGAGUGGCUAGCUCAACCGCCUCGGGAAGAUUUAACUGAUCUUAAGCUACCGGUGCACAACGUCAUCAUUGCUCACACUGCCACCGAGGCGUGCACUACUCAGACGAAAUGUAUGUAUCAGGUGAAAUUGAUCCAGGAGUUUCAUGCCGAUCCCAAUUCGAGAAACUUUUCCGACAUAGCGUACCAAUUCCUCGUUGGCGGUGAUGGUAACGCGUACGAAGGAAGAGGCUGGACAAAGCAAGGAGCGCAUACGAAAGGUUACAAUGUGGACAGUAUCUGCAUAGCGUUCAUAGGCACGUUUAUCGUGGCCCCUCCACCGAUCGCUCAGCUUAGUGCAGCGAAGCAGCUGAUCCAGCUAGGAUUGCAGGGAAACUAUCUGGCCUCCAACUACAGCCUGUAUGGUCACCGGCAAUUGGCACCGUUCGAAAGCCCAGGCAAGGCACUGUUCGAUAUCAUUAAAACAUGGCCCCACUGGUCCAGCAAGCUGAGCAGCAAUCAUUGGAGUGGCGACGAUUCGCAACCAAAACGACGCAAACGACAUAUCGACCAACGCACGAUUGAUGACCUCUCUUGAAAAAGAAAAGACUGUGAUGAUGAAAAUAAUCGAAUAA